AUGAAGAAAGUGCGGAAACAGAGCGAUAAUAAGCCACCGACCUAUCAAGGAGAGCCUGAUCCAACUAUACUAGAAAACUGGUUGAGGGAGUUUGAGAAACUGUUCGGGUCAGUAGGGUGUCCAGAGAACUCAAAAGUAGGCUGUGCUACCUAUUACCUUAAGGGUGAAGCUGACCUUUGGUGGCAGCAAAAUGAGGCUACCAUUAAGGCAUUACCUGGAUUUAAUUGGACUAUGUUUCAAGAGAAGAUUAGGGACAAGUUUUACCCUAGCUUCUUACAUAAACAAAAAGCUGAGGGAUUUUCUAAUCUUGCUAUGGGGAAUAUGUCGGUCACUGAAUACUACACUAAGUUUGUUGAGCUGUCAAGAUUUGCUAAGGAGUCUGUUUCUACAGAAAAGUCUAAGGCUAGGAAGUUUGAGAGUGGUCUGACUACUGCUUUGUAG
Chenopodium quinoa (quinoa) is the source of this 441-nucleotide messenger RNA. RefSeq lists its product as uncharacterized. The coding region runs from base 1 to 441 and encodes 146 amino acids. The transcript is spliced from 2 exons. Lineage: Eukaryota; Viridiplantae; Streptophyta; Magnoliopsida; Caryophyllales; Amaranthaceae. The record is from RefSeq and is a predicted model, not a curated record.